AUGAUUGACGCGAGUACACAACCACCUAAGGCGUGCGCUGUCACCCCUUUGCCCUCCCAAACCCCCGGCAAACGCACGUGUGCAUUGAAAGGCGACGCCAUGCUGCUCAGCGUGCACAACAAGCUGCCACGAUGGGCGCGCACGUGGCCGAUGACUCAGCCGCCACCCCAUUGGCUGACGAGUUAUCGUGUCGUGCAAAUCUUGCGCGUGCGCGCGCGCGCGCGCGCGCGAGAUUCAAUUAUUAAUUGUCUGCACGGCCUGUUUGAUUUCGUGCUGGGCGCGCGUCGUUCGCGGGUGAUUAACGCAAUACAGGCGCACGCACAGACUGAAAACAUGAAAUUUGAGGGGGUGGGGCAAGCUGAAGACCCAGUUCUCGUUCAGACCUAA
This is a messenger RNA of Mesocestoides corti, 387 nucleotides long. NCBI's taxonomy places the organism in Eukaryota, Metazoa, Platyhelminthes, Cestoda, Cyclophyllidea, Mesocestoididae. The record is from the annotation of a GenBank genome assembly.